ACUUAGAGUUCAAAGUACAUUAUUUUUCUUCCCGAGAGUUCAAACCAGAGUGUUAAUUUAGACGCAACACGGCAAUGCCCCUUGACCGUCGAAGCUCAGCAGCCGUAAUCGCUUUCUUUGUAUGGGCUCCGGUAAUCUCGUCGAUGGCUUUCGCCGUUGGUUUCAACGCCGCUCGACUCGCAGCUCCGCUUCCUCCUCUUCUGCCGCUCCAAUUGACGACCUUAUCUCGCCAUUGGAGACGACACCGGAGGAAUCGAACCUGGACUGUUCCUUCAACGACUCCGAUGACUUGGAUCGCUCUGGCCUCCGAUUGAUCCGCGUCCCAAAGCGCAAAUUGACCGUCAUCGAUUUCAAUAAAAAGAACAUUCUUGACUCUGAAUUCUUCACUGAAUAUGGCGAGGCUAGCAAGUAUCAAAUUCAAGAGGUCAUUGGGAAGGGAAGCUAUGGGGUAGUUGGUGCUGCGAUUGACACUCACACGGGAAAGAGAGUGGCGAUUAAAAAGAUUCAUGAUGUCUUUGAUCAUGUCUCGGAUGCUACACGGAUUCUAAGAGAGAUCAAGCUGUUGAGAUUGCUUAAGCAUCCAGAUAUUGUUGAAAUAAAGCAUAUAAUGCUUCCUCCAUCGCGAAGGGAAUUUCAAGAUAUAUAUGUUGUCUUUGAGUUGAUGGAAUCAGACCUUCAUCAAGUGAUAAAAGCAAAUGAUGAUCUUACUCCGCAACAUUACCAGUUUUUCUUAUACCAGCUUCUUCGAGCAUUGAAGUAUAUACAUGCAGCUAAUGUAUUUCAUCGGGACUUGAAGCCUAAAAAUAUACUUGCUAAUGCUGACUGCAAACUGAAAAUUUGUGACUUUGGCCUUGCUCGUGCAUCAUUCAAUGAUACUCCUUCAGCUAUCUUUUGGACUGAUUAUGUGGCAACCAGAUGGUACCGGGCUCCUGAAUUAUGCGGCUCAUUCUUCUCCAAAUAUACGCCAGCAAUUGAUAUUUGGAGUAUUGGAUGCAUAUUUGCUGAAAUGCUGAUAGGAAAACCGCUAUUUCCUGGGAAAAAUGUGGUCCAUCAAUUGGAUCUGAUGACUGAUCUGCUUGGUUCUCCAUCUGCUGAAACCAUUUCUAGGAUUCGAAAUGAAAAAGCUAGAAGGUACCUUAACAAUAUGCGGAAAAAAUUGGCAGUUCCUUUUUCACAGAAGUUCCCAAAUGCAGAUCCUUUUGCUGUCCGAUUAUUAGAGCGCUUGCUUGCAUUUGAUCCAAAAGAUAGGCCGUCCGCUGAGGAGGCACUUGCUGAUCCAUAUUUUCAAGGUCUUGCCAAUGUAGAUCAGGAACCUUCAAGCCGGGCCAUAUCGAAGCUUGAGUUUGAAUUUGAAAGGAAGAAAUUGAAUAAAGAUGAUGUAAGAGAAUUGAUUUAUCGAGAGUUCUUUAAAAGCAAACAGAUUUUAGAGUAUCAUCCGAAGAUGUUAGAGGAGUAUCUUCAAGGUGGUGAGCAGAUUAGCUUUAUGUAUCCGAGCUAUUGCAACCUUCAGUAUUUAUAUUUAGGGAUGCUAUGGAGUGGUGUUGAUCGUUUUAAACGACAAUUUGCUCAUCUUGAAGAGAACUAUUGCAAAGGAGAAAAAAGCACUCUGCUACAGCGACAGCAUGCAUCUUUACCAAGGGAAAGGAUCUAUGUGCCAAAGGAUGAAGUUCCUGAUCAUAACAAGGACUUCGAGAAAAGUGUAGAUUUUGUUGCUCAAACUGCUGUUCAAAGCCCUCCGAGGUCUAAUCAAAGUAACGGGCCAAAUUGUGAAUUAGAUAUCCAAGCUGACCUAAACAAACCUAAUUGCACUUCCUGCAAUUUUCAUAAAAGUGCUAGCAUCAGUGCUUCCAAGUCUGUUGCUGACAAAGCAAUGAAAGAUAUAAAAGAUGAAAUAAUUCCAAACCAUGCAGAUGAACAAGUUGAUGGAUUGCCGCAUGAAAUGUCUGAGCUUUAUGCUUAAUUCAUCAUGGAAGCAAUGUGGAUUAGUUGUCUGCAUAACUAUUUUGCCAUGCGAUGAAGACUGUGAUCUUAUUUCAGAAGAUAUUUCAGGGCUUAACAGCCAACAAAGAUGCUUGCAAGAUGGUAAUGACCAAAACUCCCUAAUUCGAGAUUUGUUUGUGUUGUAGCCAUUAAGAUCAGGUCCUUCACGAGGAACCCUAAGAUGGUAACAGCAAAAUAAUAUUGCGAUUCUUCAAUAAGAGAAUGGUUUUGAUUUUGCCCAAUUUUGGUGAAUUUGGAAUAUUUCUAAGGAUAUAUUUUACAUCAGUUUUACUAUAUUUAAUGCAUCAAAAACUACAAUUUGUCCA
Molecule: messenger RNA, 2306 nt
Organism: Dendrobium catenatum
Lineage: Eukaryota; Viridiplantae; Streptophyta; Magnoliopsida; Asparagales; Orchidaceae
Product: mitogen-activated protein kinase 9
Exons: 12
Coding region: 122-1960 (612 amino acids)
Biological process (GO): intracellular signal transduction; protein phosphorylation
Cellular component (GO): nucleus; cytoplasm
Molecular function (GO): MAP kinase activity; ATP binding
Source: RefSeq, a predicted model, not a curated record